GCUGAAGAGGUGACGACCUUGUUGUACACGUCUACGAUGCUGUUGCCUGAAGCUGUUCAAGGUAUGUUUGCAUAUAAGGUAGGUCCAUUACAUCGAUUCAUCUCUUCUCUUUCUUCAUCAAUACAAUUACAAUCAUGUCGAACACCAACAACAUGAAUCAAGCCAACAAUUUCUGGGACUUUGUCGCCAGCCUGCAAAACAACUCAGGCGCUUUCCCCUUCGCCGAAGGCAGAGGUCCUUCAGCCGAGUUUGAUCCCUUCGAGGGUCAGCAGUUCUGGGGCCCUUGGGCUCAGCGCGGAAGAGGACGUGGUCCUCAUGGUCAUGGUCCUCAUGGACAUGGUCGUAGGGGACCUCCUCCACCCGCUGGGGAAGGGCAUGAGUCUCAUGGACCUUCGGGCAACGAGAGCGAUGGCCCCGCACCACCUCGCGGACCAGGACCUCAUGCUCACCACCAUCACGGUCCCCGUGGCCCCCACGCCCAUCCCCAUGGUCCACCUCACCACCAUGGCAGAGGCGGACACAGAGGACCCCCUCCUCCCGAGCACGAUGGAGCCAUGCCUCCUCCACCUCCACCAUUUGACGAGCCUCUAUCUCGCUCGCCCACUCCUCCCACGCCUCCAGAGACACCCGCAGAGCCUCAUCAUCAUCCCCGCUCGCAAUCUCCUCGUCACCACAGAGGACCCUCUCCUCACCACCAUGGACCUCGCCACCACAGAGGGCCUUCUCCUCAUGGCAGACGCGGAAGAGGUUUCCACGGACGCGGUGGCCACCACAAUCACCCCCGCGGCGGCAACAAUGGCCCUGCCUUCCCCUUCGAUCUCAGCGCUCUAGCCGAAGCCUUUGCCCCCGGUCUCUUCGGCGGUCACGCAUUCGGCGAAGCUUCUGCAAACACGAGAGAACAGAACACAAACAUCAGCACCAACAACAACAGUGACGGCACAUUCACCCCUUCCGUCGAUCUGUUCAGCACACCCACAGCAUAUAUCCUCCACACUUCUCUGCCUGGUGCCAAGAAGCCAGAGAUCGAUGUCACCUACUCUGCUGCUCGCAAUAGCAUCACCAUCUCCGGCGUCGUGACCCGCCCUGACGUCUCAGAAACCAUGAUGAACUGCCUCGUCACCGAUGAGCGCAGAGAAGUCGGCAUGUUCGAGCGCGAAGUCAGACUCGAAGAGGGCGUCAAGGUGGCCGACGAAAACAUCAGCGCAAAGCUCGAGGACGGCAUCUUGAGAGUCGUUAUCCCCAAAGUCAUCCAAGAAGAAGAGGAAGGAUGGGAGAGUGUCAGAAAGGUUGAAUUGGAGUAGAGCAUAUCCUCCCAACAACGAAUUGACGAUGGAAGCAUGAGAAACUAGGAGAUAAAAUAUUGCUUUUCGCAAGCAGAAAGAGGAG
Molecule: messenger RNA, 1386 nt
Organism: Aureobasidium pullulans EXF-150
Lineage: Eukaryota; Fungi; Ascomycota; Dothideomycetes; Dothideales; Saccotheciaceae
Exons: 1
Coding region: 135-1301 (388 amino acids)
Biological process (GO): protein complex oligomerization; protein folding; response to hydrogen peroxide
Source: RefSeq, a predicted model, not a curated record